This is a messenger RNA of Apaloderma vittatum (bar-tailed trogon), 3729 nucleotides long. Its product is annotated as protocadherin beta-16-like. NCBI's taxonomy places the organism in Eukaryota, Metazoa, Chordata, Aves, Trogoniformes, Trogonidae. Gene Ontology annotation, cellular component: plasma membrane. Gene Ontology annotation, biological process: homophilic cell-cell adhesion. Gene Ontology annotation, molecular function: calcium ion binding. The transcript has 4 exons. The annotation marks the transcript as partial. The record is from RefSeq and is a predicted model, not a curated record.
AUGCUCUUUUUCAAGAUAUUUUUUGAAAAUCCGUUGCAGCUGAUCCGAGGGGAGGUGGAGGUUCGUGACGUGAACGAUAACUCCCCUGUGUUUCCGGAGAAGGAAAUGGUUUUAGAGAUUGUGGAAACGACAUCUCUUGGGUCCCGUUUCCCUCUGGAAAGCGCCCAGGACAAGGACGUGGGUAGUAACGGUUUGCAGAACUACAGCCUCGGGUCGAAUUCUCACUUCUCCCUCGCUCUCGAGACAGGGAAAGGUGGAGCAAAAUAUGUGGAGCUUGUCCUAGAGCGACAGCUGGACCGUGAAGAGCAGCAAGAGAUGAAUUUACUGCUCACCGCCACCGACGGGGGCUUGCCACCCAGGUCUGGCACGGCUCAGGUCCGGAUCGUGGUGGUGGAUGCCAAUGACAACACCCCAGUCUUUGGUCGGGAGGUCUAUGAGGUGCGCCUGGCCGAAAACAGUCCCCUGGAGCAGCUAGUGGUCAGAGUCAUGGCUGCUGAUCCCGACGAAGGGUCCUACGGUAAAGUGCGGUAUUCCUUCACUCAGACAUCGGAGCGGUCCCGGCAGCUUUUUGAGCUGAAUCCUGCCACUGGGGAGAUACGGCUGGCAGGCAGCCUGGACUUCGAGGAAACGAAAAACCACGAGAUGGUGGUGAAAGCCACCGACGGCGGGGGGCUGUCUGCGCAUUGCAAAGUGCAGGUGGAGGUCCUAGAUGUGAACGACAACGCCCCGGAGAUAGCCCUCACCUCCCUCACCGCCUCUAUUCCAGAGGAUGCCCCGCCCCGGACCGUGGUGGCUCUCUUCAGUGUGCGGGACCAGGACACUGGGGACAAUGGCAGGACAGAGUGCACCAUCGAGGGGGCCUUGCCCUUCAGUCUCACCCCCACAUUUGAUAAUUACUACGAACUGCGAACAAACACGCCUCUGGACAGAGAGAGGACAGCAGAGUACAACAUCACCAUCACAGCCGUGGACUGGGGCACGGUCCGGCUGAGCUCUUGGAAAAGUAUCAUUGUGCAGAUAUCAGAUGUGAAUGACAAUCCCCCAAAGUUUACCCAGGAAGUUUACACCAUGUCAGUCCUGGAGAACAAUAGCCCUAUGUUCCGGAUCGGCCAAGUGAAUGCCACGGAUGCUGAUGCGGGAAAAAAUGCCCGCAUAAACUACGCUCUGGUGCGGCAAGAGGGUAAGGAGCAGCCUGAUGUAUCGAUCAAUUCUGAAAAUGGGGAAGUUUACAUCCUCCGCCCGAUGGACUAUGAGGAGAUGGCCUUUGAGGUGGAGGUGCGUGCAGCCGACAGAGGUAUGCCACCGCUCAGUGCCCAGGCAGUGCUACGUGUGGUGGUACGGGAUGAGAACGACAAUGUGCCCAUUGUGCUGCACCCACCUUCUGACAGUAACACAGGAGUGAGUGAACUGGUGCCACGCUGGGCACGAGCAGACUACCUGGUAGCCAAGGUGGUGGCGGUGGACGCGGACGCAGGGCAAAACGCAUGGCUGUCAUACGAGCUGGCCAAAGCAACAGAGCCGGGGCUGUUCCGUGUGGUGCUGCACAGCGGUGAGGUGCGCACGGCGCGGGCUGUGACAGAGCGUGACGCUCCCAGGCAGAAGCUUAUUGUGCUGGUGCGAGACCGUGGGCAACCAUCACACUCUGCCACUGCCACCCUUGGCGUCAUCCUGGUGGACGGCUUCUCUGAUGCCCAUUUGAGGGUGAAGGAGGAGGCACUGACCACUGAGCCUGAUGAGCUGUUGACCCUGUACCUCAUCGUCUGCUUGGCUUGUGUGUCCGUGCUAUUCUUGGCCACUACAGUGGCUGCUGUGGUGGUGAAGGUGCGGCAGACCAGGCGGCGAGAAGCGGAGACCUUGCCUACAUUCCCAAAGGCUGCCCCAGAGAGCGCCGUGGGCUCCCUGCCCCGCAGCUAUGUGUAUGACGUCUGCUUCUCCACUGGGACCGUCGACAGCGAGUUUCGGUUCCUUAGGCCCCUCUUCCCCUGCUUUCCGGCCGGGCUGCCUCCUGGCCCAAGUGAACAGAGGAACUCAGUGUGCUCACAAGAGGCAGCCAACCUUGGGGAAGAAGGCAACUGGACUGUACAGGUGCUGGUGCUGGAUGCUGUGAAGUGCAUCCUAGUGAAGGAUGAUGGCAGUGCUGAACUUGAGAUGUGUUACAAGCUACUGGAGGCAAUGAAAGUGGGAACCUUGGCUAUUAAAUUCACUUACAGUUUUGUGGUUUCGAUGAAGGUCUUUGCACUAGGAAAUAUCCGCGUCCUUCUGCAGAUCGGCCGCCUGGUGCCGCUGCUGACCGCAGAGGCUCCGCGCAGCUCCCGGAACCACCGCCCCCGGGACUGCGGGGCUGCACCAUUCCGGGAGAAGAGAUCGGCUCGCUGGGAAGGAAUGGAGGAACAGUUCCCAGGGCGUGGGGUGGCCAUGAUCCUGCUCCUCUGUGUGUCGGGGAUGAGAGCAGAAACUGCUCGGUAUUCUGUGCCCGAAGAGGUGGAGAGAGGUUUCUUUGUGACGAAUAUUGCUAAGGAGUUGGGACUAACUGGUGAGGAAUUAUCGGCUCGACAAGCUCGUCUCGUUCCUGAAGGAGAAAAGCAGUAUUUACAGCUGAACGAACACACGGGGGAUUUGCUGGUGAGAGAGCAGAUGGACCGGGAGGAACUGUGCGGACAGAGCGAGCCCUGCCUGGUGCGUUUCGAAGUGCUGCUGGAGAGCCCGCUGCAGUCCGUCCGAGCUGAGGUAAGCCUCACUGACAUAAACGAUCAUGCUCCCGUGUUCUUAAAUAAAGAGAUAGUUUUAAAGAUCCCGGAAACUGCAAUGCCGGAGGCUCGUUUUUUGCUGGAAAGCGCUCAAGAUCCGGAUGUGGGGAACAAUAGUCUCCAGUAUUACAGUAUCAGCUCGAAUGACUACUUCCGUAUCUACACACGGAGGCGGAGUGAUGGCACGAAGUACGCAGAGCUGGUGUUGGACCGAGCCCUAGACCGCGAGCAGCAGGCAGAAGUGACUUUCAGUGUCAUGGCUGUGGAUGGGGGGUCUCCACCGCGCUCUGGCACAGCCUUAAUCCGUGUGGUAGUCCUGGAUACGAAUGACAACAUCCCGGUAUUUACCCGUAGUCUGUACAAAGUCCGAGUCUUAGAAAAUAGCCCCAGGGAUACGUUAGUGGUGGCGGUGUCUGCUACAGAUUUAGACUCAGGAACGAACGGGGAAAUAACCUAUUCCAUAGUUCAAAAUUCAGACGAAAACCUCCAGACGUUUAAAAUCGAUCCCGAAACAGGGCAGAUUAAACUCAAAAAGACAGUGGAUUAUGAAGAAAGAAGGACCUAUGAGAUAGACGUCCAGGCCAUGGAUGGAGGGGGCCUCUCAACUCACUGUAAGGUGGAGGUGCAGGUGGGGGACGUGAACGACAAUGCCCCCGAGGUGAUCAUCACCUCCCUCACCAGAACCCUCUCCGAAGCCCCCCCGCCGAAGACUGUGGUGGCCCUCUUCAAUGUGAAAGACCGGGACUCAGGGGAAAAUGGCAGGACGAGCUGCGAGCUGACGGGUGAGCAGCCCUUCAGCAUCAGUCCGCUGGAGACCGACGCGUACGCGCUGGUGACGUCGGAGGCGCUGGAUCGGGAGGAGGUGGCAGAGUACAACAUCACGGUGCGGGCUCGCGACGGGGGGUCCCCCGCGCUCUCGGCAUCCAAGACGCUGCUCGUGCGGCUCUUGGAUGUAAACGACAACGCGCCUAACUUUACCCAG